GUUUUUGUUUAUUCCAGCAUUGCAAGACCUCGAACCCCAACAACUGCUACUCUUCGUCCAGUCCUUUGGCAUCCCGGUUUCCAGCAUGAGCAAACUUCUGCAGUAUCUGGACCAAGCUGUCUCUCACGACCCUCAGACACUGGAACAGAACAUCAUGGACAAGAACUACAUGGCCCAUCUCGUGGAGGUGCAGCAUGAAAGAGGAGCCACCGGCGGGCAGACCUUCCACUCCCUCCUCACCGCCUCCCUUCCGUCUCACCAAGAGGGUGAUGAUGCCCCACGCAUCAAAUCCAGCCUUGAGGUCCCCCAAGGGCAAGGAAGGAGCCGAGCCUUAGCCCAGUUCCCGAUCGUCGAUCCCGAAGCUGACCUGGCGGGCAUCCUUCUCCAGUUGUUCCCACUGGCUCCGGACCCCCGCUGGCAGAACUCGAACCCGCGGCCCCUCGCCCUGGCUUUGCAGCAGAGCCUCGGCCAGGAGCUGGCUCCCCUGCGCCCAGGAGGAGGCGCCUCGCCCUCGGCCAAGACGGCGGCGGCGCGGCUUCUAAAGGCCCUGGCGGCCCUCUUGAACUCGCCCCACGGAGGAGCCCUGGUGAUGGCCAUGCACCACAGCCACGUCGUGGCCUGCCCACUCCUGCGCCUGCUGUGGCAGCACCAGCGCCACGCUCCCCAAGACGAGGCCUUCUCCUCGCUGUUUUUCAAAGUCCUCAUGCAGAUGUUACAGUGGCUGGAGAGCCCAGGGGUGGAAGAUAGUCUUCUCCGGACGCAGCUCAAGUCCUUCGCGGUUCAGUUUUCAUCCCAACAUAGGAUCAGCGACGCCCAGGCGGGGUUCUUGCACCUGGCGGACGCGCUGGCCUUCUGCCACAACUCUGAAGUCAUCGGCUCCACCGUCCGCGCCAUCGUGACCACCUUGAAGUCCAGCAAAAGGUGGAAUGUGGAACCAGAGCUUGUCAGCAAAGUCCUCGAAGGCCUGACCAAAACACGCUCGCCAUAUCUGGAGGAGCUGCUGGUGACCCUCUUCUCCGUGGCCACAGAGAGGACGCCCCAUUUCCCUGCUUCUGGGCCCAUCUCGGUGGUGACCUCCCUACUGCUCCAGUGCAGACAGGAAAGCUGCAUUAAGAAAGAAGCCGAGAACUCCAGUGUCGAAAGCGCCUCUGGUCUCUUCAUCGACUGGUUGGAGUUGCUGGAUCCAGAAGUUGUCAGCAGCUGCCCUGACCUCCAGCAGAAACUGCUGUUCUCCCGGGAUAAGGGUAAAGACUCCUCUGAAUCCGAGCCCCUCCUCUCCUUCCGUCCAUACCUUCUGGCACUCCUGACCCACCAGUCCAGCUGGACCACGCUUCACUGUUGCAUCAGGACUCUGCUCUGCAGAAGCCAAGAGUGCAGUUUUGACCCAACGGCUUCCUUGGAUUUCUUGUGGGCCUGCAUUCAUAUGCCCCGGAUCUGGCAAGGGAGAGACCAAAGGAUCCCACAG
Molecule: messenger RNA, 1465 nt
Organism: Notechis scutatus (mainland tiger snake)
Lineage: Eukaryota; Metazoa; Chordata; Lepidosauria; Squamata; Elapidae
Source: RefSeq, a predicted model, not a curated record